AUGGAUCAAACAGACGCAAAAGGGCGGAGGGACUCUGGAUCUCACGAUAUCACAUCUCCGGACAAAGUUGUUUGUGAAUACCGCGGAAGCGUGGAGAUUGUUAGGGCCGGAACUCUUGCCGCGCUCGUUGAAAAUCUGACGCGCCACGACAAGCUCGACGGUUCCUUCAACCGGAUCUUCUUCACUACUUAUAAAUAUUUUACCUCUGGGACAGAGCUCCUUGAGCUCCUUAUUGAUCGAUUUGAUUGUUCGCCUCCCAUAUUCAACGCCUCAACGACGGCAGAAUGGUCGACUCAGACAAAGCCACUGAUUCGAUUACGCGUGAUAUAUGUUUUGAAGCAAUGGCUCGAACAUUUCUGGUCGGAGCCAAAAGGCAAUGAUACAGAUCGAAAAUUGCGAAUACUACAGUCAUUUGCAAAGCGCGCCACGGAUGUCACCGAGACAAGCGCGACACAACAUCUUCUCAAAAUUAUCCAGCGCCGACUUGCGGGUAUCGAUGGCCAGAGAAGAUCACUAUCAUCUAUCUCAGCCCCGCCAAAGCCAAUCCUGCCACGGAAAUUAGACAAGCUCCAGUUCCUUAAACUCGAUGCCAAGGAGAUUGCUCGGCAGCUGACUAUUAUGGAAGCGCAUAUCUUUGGCAAAGUACAGCGAGAUGAAUUGUUAAACAAAAACUGGCAAAAGAAACAGAGCUCCAGUACACCUGAGCUAGCUCCAAACGUCAGGGCUUUGAUUCAGUAUUCCAAUCAGCUUUCUAAUUGGGUCUGUGCCUUAAUACUCGCAGAAUCGGAAUUGAAAAAGCGGACUCAGGUGAUAGGGCAUUUAGUCAAUGUGGCCAACAUAUGUCAUCAACUCCAUAAUUAUUCUGCGGUAGUCUCUAUCCUGUCAGGCCUGGAAAGUGCCCCAAUCUACCGGCUUGCUCGCACUUGGGCAAUGGUCACCGAACGUAGUUGCGAUACACUAAGGCCCUUGCAAGCUAUGAUACUCAGUGCACACAAUUACCAGGCCUACCGUGAUACGUUACGGGUUGCAGUGCCACCGUGCAUUCCUUUUCUUGGUCUAUUUUUGAAGGACCUGACAUUCAUUGAAGAUGGAAACCCAGCCACUACACCAGAAGGGCUCAUAAACUUCCACAAAUAUACUAUGCUAGCAUCAACCAUUCAUGAGAUUCAGCGUUUAAGAGAAGCCCCUUACUCCUUACAACCCGUGCCGGAGUUGCAGGAAUACCUUGCGACUCAGCUGCAGUCAGCUGUUGAUGUACAUGAAAUGUGGGACAAAAGCUGCGAGCUGGAGCCUCGAGGCCGGGGUCUUGGAGAUAGACCCCGGGACCUAUAUACCCCAACAGGAGGCAUGUUAGCGUCUAUGGUAGUCGCUUGCAUGGUCCUGGAUGAUUGA
This is a messenger RNA of Penicillium robsamsonii, 1392 nucleotides long. Its product is annotated as Ras-GEF domain-containing protein. Gene Ontology annotation, molecular function: guanyl-nucleotide exchange factor activity. The record is from RefSeq and is a predicted model, not a curated record. Bases 1 to 1392 code for a protein of 463 amino acids. The transcript has 3 exons. Gene Ontology annotation, cellular component: plasma membrane. Lineage: Eukaryota; Fungi; Ascomycota; Eurotiomycetes; Eurotiales; Aspergillaceae. Gene Ontology annotation, biological process: positive regulation of GTPase activity; Ras protein signal transduction.